CUCUACCAAGAUGGCGCUUGGUAGGCGUUGUUAAAGUAUUAUUGCUAUGUUAUUUCCGGUUUCCAAGAUGGCAACCAUGGACGUGGAAGAUGAGGGAUUGCUGGCCUCUGUGUUUCGUGCGAGUUUUCCGGAGAGCUGGCGUGACAGCCCGGACUUUGCCUCUUACCUGUUGGAACUGAGUUCCUUCGGGCUGGACAAACUGCGCAGAGAGCCGGAGAGGCUUAGUGACGAGCGGAGUCAGAUCCUGCAGCAGACCAGGGACUUGGCAUUCAGUAAUUAUAAAACCUUUAUUCGCACUGCAGAAUGCACCGAGCUCAUCUACCGGGACUUUGGCCAAGUGGAGGGCAGUGUGUCCCACCUCCUGAACAAGUUGCCCAGCUUCCAAGAAAGCUGCAGGAACUUUGUGAAACAGGCUGAAGAGAUCAGCUCAAGUCGGCGCAUGAACACACUGACUUUAAACAGGCAUACUGAGAUCCUGGAGAUCCUGGAAAUCCCACAGCUUAUGGAUACAUGUGUGAGGAACGGAUACUAUGAGGAGGCGCUGGAGCUGGCUGCAUACGUCAGACGUUUGGAGAAGAAGCAUUCUUCCGUUCCUGUCAUACAGGGAAUAGUGAAUGAGGUUCGACAAUCUGCACAACUUAUGCUGAAUCAGCUUCUCCAGCAGCUUCGCAGCAACAUUCAGCUUCCUGCUUGUCUGCGAGUGAUUGGAUACCUCCGCAGAAUGGAUGUGUUCACAGAAGCUGAGCUACGUAUCAAGUUCUUGCAAGCUCGUGAUUCUUGGUUGCGGUCCCUUCAAAAUUCUAUUCCAAAUGAUGACCCAUACUUCCACCUCACCAAAACUAUUGAAAGCUGCCGUGUCAACCUUUUUGACGUUAUCACACAGUACCGUGCAAUUUUUUCUGAUGAGGACCCUCUUCUUCUUCCACCACCACCCACAGGAACUUUGCCUAUUAGUGAAGGUGCAAUCUUCCAUGGUUGGGUUCUACAGAAAGUUACAGAGUUCCUGCAAGUUCUUCAAAAUGACCUCCAAAGAGGGGUUGGUGGAAGACUGGAUUCUUUGCUGGGACAGUGUAUGUAUUUUGGACUUUCCUUCAGUCGAGUGGGCGUAGAUUUUCGCGGGCAACUGCCACCUAUCUUUCAGCGUGUUGCUGCUGAGACCUUUGCUAAAGCGGUACAUGAAGCUGUGGAGAAGUUUCAGGAGGAGAUGAACAUGUACACCUUAAUCUCUGCCCCCACAGUCCUAGGCAGUACCAUCACUCCUGUACCGACACCUACUGCACAACCUGGGACACUGCAGCCCCCCAUGGUUCUCCUAGACUUUCCUCCACUUGCUUGCUUUCUAAAUAAUAUUCUUGUGGCAUUUAAUGACCUGCGGCUUUGUUGCCCAGUGGCACUAACGGAAGCCGUAACAACAACACUACAAGAUGCAUUGGAAAAGGUUGUCAAGACAAUUCUAACUUUUCAACGUGCUGAAGAAGCUGCAUUUAGCAUGCAGGAGCGUGAACUCUUUAUCCAGUUUUGCACAGUAUUUCUUGAAGACCUGACUCCUUUUCUUAAUCGUUGUCUUCAGGUCCUCUUCCCACCAGCGCAGAGAGCCCAGAUCCUUGGUGUGGCACCUGCACAUCUGUCUCGCUAUGGCAACCUUUGUUCUAUUGAUGUCACUGUGCUGCAAGAAGCCCUGGAGGGAAUACUGCCUCAGAAAGACACCCCAGAUUUGACAGCUAGUGAUUCUGUAACACAUGUGCAGGGUGACAGUGAGCCAGAGAGAACUCUGUUAUCUACUCCAGUGGAGGAGAAGAAAGAAGUGGAUAAAUCAAAAGAAAGCCAAACUAUUGAAGCAGAAGUUACUUUAGAACUUCAGUAAACUGAUUAAAAACUUAUCAGAUUAUUUACGAUUUAAAGACAGAUUAAUAUUUUAUGGGUUCCACAAAGGAUAAAUCAAAUUAUGAAUGUGGCAAAUUCAAUAGGUGGUGACAGAAGAACUGUGAUUGGUGCAAAUAUGUGAUGUACAUUAUAACUAAGCUUGGUCAACCAAUGUCACAUUAUUGGUAAAUGAAGCAACCAAGUUCUGUAUAUUAAAUAAGUUAUAAUUCUUAAA
Molecule: messenger RNA, 2098 nt
Organism: Xenopus tropicalis (tropical clawed frog)
Lineage: Eukaryota; Metazoa; Chordata; Amphibia; Anura; Pipidae
Gene: cog8
Product: component of oligomeric golgi complex 8
Exons: 5
Coding region: 47-1864 (605 amino acids)
Biological process (GO): intra-Golgi vesicle-mediated transport
Cellular component (GO): COG complex; Golgi membrane
Source: RefSeq, a predicted model, not a curated record